ACAACGUUGAUUCAACCAGUGUGUGCCCAGUGCACUGUUUUCUAGCUGGCACCAUCCAUCAAUCCAUCCAAAACGUCACCUUUUUAAACUCCAGUGCCGUCCGCGCUUUGCAGGUCUUACCCGCGCCCCCCUCCUACCUUCCCCAUUCUCCCGCUUGACAACAGCGGGGAGAAUUGGACCAUGUGCCAUGAAACGUGCCCACGGCGGGGCUGUGGGAAAGUUCGGGGGAGAGAGAACCCACACAUUGUCAUGGUAAUGUCGGUGGGUCGAGGUGUUGGGGGCGGGAGGCUGUGGUACUUAAAACCCACACGGGGAGAGUACUUUUACCCCUGCUUCUAUUCUAUUUUCUUUCACUCAGUGUUUCUCCAUUCGUCACCUAGCCAUUAAAACAGUACAAACGGAGUUCUGUGUGUGGGUAGCCUUCAACUGCCAGAAGUCAAAUCUAGCGUCAUUUGGUUAAUUGCGUGCAGACUCUGCCCACGGGAGAUUAGGACACCGAUAGUGUGGACUGUGCAGCUGAGCUAUCAAUUGGUCUGCUGGUUUGGUGUGCGCUCUGCAGCGCGAGGAUGACGGCCUCCAACAUGGAACAUGGGGGAAAUGCUCCCGAGAAGAAUUUUAACGCCAAAGAUGAACGAAAGUUGUAGUGUUGAUUUAAUUGACAGCUGCGGAAGCCUCUGAUAGAGAAGAGGAGGCGGGAGCGAAUCAACUGCAGUCUUGAGCAACUGAAGGGGAUCAUGGUGGACGCGUAUAACCUAGAUCAAUCUAAACUGGAGAAGGCUGAUGUACUGGAGGUUACUGUCCAACAUAUGGAGGGUCUACAAAAGGGUCAUGGUCCCGGCAUCCCUGCUGGUCCCAGCGUCGGGUUCCAGUCCCGGCAGCGCUACAGCAGUGGAUACAUCCAGUGUAUGCAGGAGGUCCAUAACCUGCUCUUGGGCUGUCCAGGCAUGGACAAGCCUCUAGGGGCCCAGCUCCUCAAUCACCUCCUUAAGUCUCUGCCCCACAUCAGCUCAGAGACUGGGCCUGGAAACACUGGUGGCAAUGGGCCUAAUCGGACCCCAACAAGGCCUAUCACUGGUGGGGUCAAUGGGACCAAGGGGGUGAAUAGGACUCUGAUAAGGGCCAUUGGUAAUUGUAAUGGUAGUAUUGGUUGUGGUGGUAGUAGUAAUGGUGCUAGUCCCAAUUCUGGACCUGGAUCCCCUCCCCAGUCUCCGCUUUCACUGCCUUCUGGAGGCGUAGGUCUAUUCCGACCUCGCCGUUUACAGAUGCAUCAUGCCUCGCCGCCGUUGACCACGCCCACAAGAUGCCCCCCGCUCCAUGCCCCCCACAGGCGGGUGCAUUCUGGGAGAGAUGGGAGGGAGCAGCUGCCUGCCUCCUCCCCUUCUAGCCCACCCAACCUCCCCCAGCCAGGGGUGUUUCACCCCGCCCCCCUGCCCCCUUUCUUCGGCCCUGUGGGAGACCCCUCUAUGUGGAGGCCUUGGUGAAAAAAGAGGGGACACGCACACCUUUCAUCACUUUAAGACCCCUGAGUGUUUCCUGACCCUGUGAUCUGAGUGUAAAAAUGCCAAUAUGGCAGCAGACCACCUAGGGCCUGGAGUUUUUCCCAGUCACCUCAUGCUGGUGGUCAGGAAAAACUCAGGGACUCUUUGUUUUUUAUCUAAUUCCAUCUCAUGGGAUCGCUCAACUCUGUUGUUCCUGGGUUGAGUGCAGAAGUCAGGAAAUAAAGAUCUGGGUGGAUCUACAAGUUUCACUUCCUGUAAAAUUGAACCCAAUAUGUUGUGGUGUGAUUGAGAGAUGCAUCAGCCCUCUAGGAACAUGUCUUUAGUGCUCUGCUAUAUUAUGCAUUGCCAGCAGUUCUAUGGUCUCAUUUUUUGUUUAAAUGCUUCACAUUUGUUACAUUUUAGACAUAAAUUAUAUUAGUUUUUUUAUGAGAUUGGCCAGAAGUAAGCAUUGUUUUUACAAUUUUAUUGUUUUCUUCCAAGUAUUUCACUGGUGUUCAUUUUGUUUUCGAUGUGUAGAAAAUGGUCACAGAAUGUAGAAUUUGUUUUGUCACACUGAUGAUAAAUUGAUUGAUUGAUUUAUUAAUUAAACAGAUUUGAUUAAUUGAUUCAGAUCUAAUGUUUGUAAUUACAAUGAAUUGCUUACUUUGGAAAUGUUUUCAUCCUUGUAUAUUACAAGAAGAUGGUCUGUUUCAUAUUGAAACUGCUAAAAUAAAGUGUGUGCUGGAUCUUUGUUGUUCAGAAUUGAAUAAAACGGCAUUA
This is a messenger RNA of Salvelinus sp. IW2-2015, 2258 nucleotides long. RefSeq names its product transcription cofactor HES-6-like. Gene Ontology annotation, molecular function: DNA-binding transcription factor activity, RNA polymerase II-specific; protein dimerization activity; RNA polymerase II cis-regulatory region sequence-specific DNA binding. The record is from RefSeq and is a predicted model, not a curated record. Gene Ontology annotation, biological process: anterior/posterior pattern specification; regulation of transcription by RNA polymerase II; regulation of neurogenesis. NCBI's taxonomy places the organism in Eukaryota, Metazoa, Chordata, Actinopteri, Salmoniformes, Salmonidae. Gene Ontology annotation, cellular component: nucleus.